This is a messenger RNA of Neltuma alba, 1748 nucleotides long. RefSeq names its product putative RNA-binding protein Luc7-like 2. The transcript is spliced from 13 exons. Gene Ontology annotation, biological process: mRNA splice site recognition. The record is from RefSeq and is a predicted model, not a curated record. Gene Ontology annotation, cellular component: U1 snRNP. The coding region runs from base 105 to 1322 and encodes 405 amino acids. Lineage: Eukaryota; Viridiplantae; Streptophyta; Magnoliopsida; Fabales; Fabaceae. Gene Ontology annotation, molecular function: mRNA binding.
AUGAAAAACAUAAUGAGUAGGGAGAGGGAAGUCGGGGAAUAGUGGUUGUGUUUAGAACCCUAAUAUCGAAGGCUUCAGGGUUUUCUCGUUAGUGGCCGGGAAACAUGGACGCCAUUAGGAAGCAGCUGGACGUGUUGAUGGGAGCUAAUCGAAACGGAGAUGUAAGAGAGAUUAAUCGUAAGUACUAUGAUCGGGACGUCUGCCGUCUAUACUUGGUCGGACUCUGUCCUCACGAACUCUUCCAGCUAACGAAAAUGGACAUGGGCCCGUGUCCGAAGGUGCAUUCUCUGCAGUUGAGAAAGGAAUAUGGAGAAGCAAAAGCAAAAGGCAUUGAUAAUUAUGACAGAGAGUUAGAGGAUGUUAUAGAUAAACUCAUUGGUGAGUGUGAUAGGAAAAUCGGUAGGGCUUUGAAGCGCCUUGAGGAUGAGGAUGCAAAAGCUGCAGUUGCAAUUUCAGUCUCUGAUGUUACUCAGACGCCUGAGGUACUUGAAUUGUCAAAACAAAUCAAAGAGAAGUUAAAAGAAGCUGAUGAUUAUGAUCUUGAAGGCAAGACAGAUCUCAAGAUUCGAGCUCUAGAGGUUGUAGAAGAACUUAGAACGAAAAGAGCAGACAAACAGGCCAUGCUUCUUCUGGAUGCUUUUAACAAAGAUAGGGCAUCAUUACCUCAACCUCUCUCGAACCCGCCUCCACUGGCGCCCAUUCCUGUUGUCACUCCUGAUCCUCGCACACAGGAGAUGAUAAAUGAGAAGUUGAAGAAGGCGGAGGAUCUUGGUGAACAAGGAAUGGUUGAUGAGGCACAGAAAGCAUUGGAAGAGGCUGAAGCGCUUAAGAAGCUUCCUGCUAGGCAGGAGCCAGUAUUGGAUGCUUCAAAAUAUACUGCAGCAGAUGUGCGAAUUACUGAUCAGAAGCUACGUGUUUGCAACAUUUGUGGGGCUUUUUUGAGUGUGUAUGACAGUGAUCGCCGUUUAGCUGAUCAUUUCGGAGGAAAACUUCAUUUGGGAUAUAUGCAGAUUCGUGAGAAGUUGGCAGAACUUCAAGAGGAAAGGAACAAGGCCCGCAAGAUUGACCGGUACGAUGACAGGAGUAGGGACCGUGACAGGGAGCCAAGCAGGGAUAGGGAGCGUGGGGAUAGUCGUGAGAGGGGGAGAGACCAUGACCGCAGGAGCAGAGAUCGUGAUAGAUAUUAUGACCGCGAUCGUGGAUAUGAUAGGGAUCGAGAUAGAGACUCUAGUCGUUCCCGCUCUUACGAGUCAAGAAGCCGCCGGAGGUCACGCUCACGAUCAAGAGACCAUGAUCGGCACAGGCGCUAUGAUCGGUACUAGCAAGACUUGGCAUGAAUGUUGGCGGACUCUGAAAUUCCUUCACUGUCGGGUUCUUUUUCCUGUUAGGCAUGCUUCGAAGUAGCUAAUUGAGCUUGAUGGUGAAAGAUAGCUUUUAAAUUAGAGAUGUUUCCUUGUUGACUAUCUACUUGGAGCAGCUGUUCUUGCUGUAGAGGGAUUUGGCUCAAAAUGGUUGAAUGCUUAUUUGGUGUAUUAUCAUUGACGCGUUGUCAUCUGCUUUUGGAGCAGCUGUGAUUUGGUUGAUCAUCGAACCUGCUUUAAUACAAAUUUAAAUCUAGCCCGUGACCAAGAUAUACGAUUGAGAAUGUAGUUAGCCCGGGACUGGGGAAGAUAAAAUGACUUGUGGCAAGACUCGGACCUGUUCACCUCUUCAUCAUCAGCCAUAUAUUCUUUUGGAUUAAUGUAUCA